UCUAUACCUGUAUCAUUUAUUGCACAUACUUCACCAUAUACAAAAGAACCGUGUGAAGUAUGGACAACAGUAUGGCUUGAUGAUCACUGCGUUUUAUCCGGCGGUGAAGACAGUACGCUGAAAUUAUGGGAUCUACGAAUGCACGACAAAAAGCCAGCUGCUGUGAAUCAGACGCAUCAAUGUGGUAUUGUUUCGCUGCAUGUUGAAAACGACUCGACAAGCAAUCGAAUUAUCAGUGGUUCUUAUGACGAGCACUUACGCCGUAUUGAUAUUCGAAAUUUCACUCAGCCAGUUUUAAGCAAAAAGGUCAAUUUUUCAAUUAUUGAAACACCUCAAAAAAAAUUUUGUAGCGAAGUGGCUAUUUCGCUGGUCAAAUAAGC
Gongylonema pulchrum is the source of this 380-nucleotide messenger RNA. The record is from the annotation of a GenBank genome assembly. Lineage: Eukaryota; Metazoa; Nematoda; Chromadorea; Rhabditida; Gongylonematidae.